GCAGUAUUUGAGCAAAACUGUGUUUUAAUGAUGGUGUAGUAGCAAACCGCGAGCUCGAGACCAAAGGGAGCGGAGCUGGGAAGAGCAGUAACCGGAGAAGCCAAUGGCUGACGAGGUGGUCUCGGCCACGGAGUCGCUAACCGCGCCGCUGCUCGAGCCGGCGGCGAGCCCUCGCGACCCGUCGGUGGAGGUGCGGCUCUUCCGGCGAGGCGCCGGCCCGGUGGCCGUCUUCCGGUCGCCCCUGGUGGGCCCCCGCCGCGACCGCCUCCAGGUCCGGGCCAUCCAGGCGGAGCACGGCCUCCGGGCGCUCUUCGCCUUCAAGCCCGAGGCGCCCCUCCGCGGCCUCCGGAUCCGGCCAGACCCGGCCACCGGCGGCUGCUCCGCCGUGCCCUUCCGCGACGGCGCCGUCAUCGCCCUCGACGGCGAGCCCAAGGUGUCCUGGACGAAGCCGACGUCGGUGAUCGUCGCCGGACUGCUCGUGCCGGCGGCGAUGGUGGCGGUAGCGUUGAAGGGGGUGCCGGAGCCGCUGCUGUCGUCGAGGGUGGUCAAUGCCGUCUUCGCGCCGUGGAUCCUCGCCAGCGCGGUCAUCAUCUUCGCUCGCGUCAGGACGCGACCAAGGGCGGCACCAUGA
This is a messenger RNA of Oryza brachyantha (malo sina), 631 nucleotides long. RefSeq lists its product as uncharacterized. The record is from RefSeq and is a predicted model, not a curated record. The transcript has 2 exons. NCBI's taxonomy places the organism in Eukaryota, Viridiplantae, Streptophyta, Magnoliopsida, Poales, Poaceae. The coding region runs from base 104 to 631 and encodes 175 amino acids.